AACCCCUUUAAUACGCAAGUUGUGCUCGAUAAUGUACGACGCAAUCGUUUGUUAUUCACUCGCGGAAAUAUAUCGCAGUAAAGUGCUCUAGCAAAUGGUGGAUACGGGAAAUCAAAAUUAGCAUGCGAGCGUCAAGACGUUAAAUACUGUGUUUCACCUGGUGUGUGGAGUGUUUAUUUGUGUUUUGAAGUAUUAUCUCGGAUAUCACAAUGAGUGCACCGAUCAUUAUCACUGUCCCAAAUAACUACCUGGCGGUGGAGGAGAUGGACUCCGAUGUUGUAGUCGACGUCACCUCUGCUCCACCGUCUAGGAAGCGACGGCUGGAUCAUCUAACAUGGGAGGAGAAGAUGCAAAGAAAGAAAUUAAAGAAUCGCGUGGCAGCACAAACAUCGCGCGACAGGAAAAAGGCCAAAAUGGACGAGAUGGAACAUCGCCUACAGGAGUUCAUGGAGGCGAACAAACGAUUGACCAGCGAGGUGGAGAGUUUGAAGGCGUUGAACGAGCGUUUGCUCAGCGAGAACGCUGCGUUACGCAGCGAGGCGGCGGCGCGGACCGUCGCGGGGGCCCCAGGACCGGCAGAGUCUCCUCAGCAGAAGGACGGGCCCCCGCCGGCGAUCCGCGCGGCGCGCAUGCUGCUGACGAUGUUGCUCCUCUCGCAGACAUCCUCGCGCACCUCGACUCUGAAGAGUACCUCGAUAGCCUCCAUCAACUUGCAGACUCCUUAUUACAAGAAAUUGGCGCAAGUGUUGCAGGAGCGGCUGAACAUGUCUCAGACAGGAAAACUGGAGAGUGCCCUGAAGGAGCUCAAGUGGUGGGGACCGCAGCAGAACACCUGGAAUCCGGUGAAGGUGCAGUCGUAGACAUCAAACAUGAUGUAGACAGAAUACUGUCCCAGCACUCUUAUGCUCAUCCCUACGCACCCGACAUUGUCGUAACAGAGCCUAAAGAAAUUGUACAAAUAAAGCAAGAAAAUGAGAACGACAAAGGAGACAUAUUCUAUGCUAGUUUCGAUGAAGCCAAUGA
Molecule: messenger RNA, 1023 nt
Organism: Galleria mellonella (greater wax moth)
Lineage: Eukaryota; Metazoa; Arthropoda; Insecta; Lepidoptera; Pyralidae
Gene: Xbp1
Product: X-box-binding protein 1
Exons: 3
Coding region: 210-860 (216 amino acids)
Cellular component (GO): nucleus
Molecular function (GO): RNA polymerase II transcription regulatory region sequence-specific DNA binding; DNA-binding transcription factor activity, RNA polymerase II-specific
Source: RefSeq, a predicted model, not a curated record